AUUUAAAAAUAUUAAUUUUUUAUCAGCAUAUUGCGAAAUGGAUCCAGUUUCUUCUGAUUUAAAUGUCCAGUUGAUUCCAUUAUCACAAAGUGACAAAUGGUUAAUUUCUGCUCGUAUACUCGAUAUGAUUACACUAACAACUACAGAUACGGGUCUUACAUUUUUUAAAUUUCGAAAAAGGGCUUUAUCCUUUGAAGAAUAUUUAACAUAUUUAAAAGAUUUAGCAGAAUCUAAAAAUCUAGAUUUUGAGGAAAUGAAAUAUAAGAUGCAAAUAUGCGGGAAACCUAGAAAAAACUAAUUAAUUAUAUGUUUGCAAAUAUGAAUUUUAUUUUUUAAUAAUAAUUUACAAUGUUGAAACUUCCACUUAUCUAAUUUUAUUUAAAUAUUAAACUGAAUUG
Apis laboriosa (Himalayan honeybee) is the source of this 398-nucleotide messenger RNA. Its product is annotated as tubulin polymerization-promoting protein homolog. Gene Ontology annotation, molecular function: tubulin binding. Bases 38 to 298 code for a protein of 86 amino acids. The transcript has a single exon. Lineage: Eukaryota; Metazoa; Arthropoda; Insecta; Hymenoptera; Apidae. Gene Ontology annotation, biological process: microtubule polymerization. The record is from RefSeq and is a predicted model, not a curated record.